Metschnikowia bicuspidata var. bicuspidata NRRL YB-4993 is the source of this 375-nucleotide messenger RNA. It is a transcript of the gene VMA7, whose product is annotated as H(+)-transporting V1 sector ATPase subunit F. The record is from RefSeq and is a predicted model, not a curated record. The transcript has a single exon. Lineage: Eukaryota; Fungi; Ascomycota; Pichiomycetes; Serinales; Metschnikowiaceae. Gene Ontology annotation, cellular component: fungal-type vacuole membrane; proton-transporting V-type ATPase, V1 domain. Gene Ontology annotation, biological process: proton transmembrane transport. Bases 1 to 375 code for a protein of 124 amino acids. Gene Ontology annotation, molecular function: proton-transporting ATPase activity, rotational mechanism.
AUGAGUGCUAAUGAAGCAAUGGCCAAGCGCUCGUUGCUUGCUGUGAUUGCCGACGAGGAUUCUGUCACGGGCUUGUUAUUGGCGGGCGUGGGCCAGGUCUCCAACGAGCCAGGCAAAGAAGCCAAUUUUCUUACUGUGGUGCCCGGGAAAACUUCCGAGGAGGAAGUCGAGGAGGCGUUCGACAAAUUCACCAGUGAGAGAGACGACAUUGCCAUUUUGUUGAUCAACCAGCACAUUGCUGACUUGAUCAGACACAGAGUAGACUCGUAUACGAAGGCGUUCCCGGCCAUUUUGGAGAUCCCGUCAAAAGACCACCCGUACGACCCGGAGAAGGACUCCAUCUUGAAAAAAGUCAGGCGUCUUUUUGGCGAGUAG